AUGGAGCUCAACAUUAAAGCCAAAUAUACUUUGACAUGUGCCCAAUCAAAAAAUAAGUACAAAAAGAUCUACAAAUUGAGAACUGCUAAAGAGAUUUGGGAGUCAUUGAGCAUAAACUAUGAAGACACUGAAGAUGUCAAAUUGAGGAAAGUCAUGACUCUAACCAGACGUUAUGAAAGAUUCAUCAUGAAAGAUGGAGAGUUUGUGGAUGGCAUGUUUAGAAGACUUCAAGUUCUUCUAAACAAUCUAGGGACUAUUGGACAUAUGUACUCCAAGGAUCAGAUAAACUUGAAAGGGCUGGAUAGCUUUCCCAAGCCAAAGGUCCAAGAACUCUUACAUGAAUUUGGUGAUAUAUUUCCCAAAGAGAUACCCCCUGGGCUACCUCCUUUAAGGGGAAUAGAACACCAAAUAGAUUUAGUCCCAGGAGCAAGCCUUCCUAAUAGGCCAGCCUAUAGGACUAACCCUCAAGAGACUAAGGAGAUAGAGUCUCAGGUUAAAGAAUUGUUGGAGAAGGGCUGGGUCCAAGAGAGCCUAAGCCCAUGUGCUGCGCCAGUGUUGUUGGUGCCCAAAAAGGAUGGUACAUGGAGAAUGUGUACAGAUUGCAGGGCCAUCAACAACAUCACUGUAAAGUAUAGGCACCCCAUUCCUAGACUUGAUGAUUUGCUUGAUGAGUUGCAUGGUGCCAAUAUCUUUUCAAAAAUUGAUCUUAAAAGUGGUUAUCACCAAAUCAGGAUGAAAAAGGGUGAUGAGUGGAAAACUGCUUUCAAGACCAAGUUUGGUUUGUAUGAAUGGCUAGUGAUGCCUUUUGGGCUCACUAAUGCACCAAGCACCUUUAUGAGGCUUAUGCAUCAUGUCUUAAGGGAUUUCAUAGGUUUUGUAGUUGGUAGAAAUGGGGUCCAAGUGGACCCUCAGAAAAUCAAGGCCAUCCAAGAAUGGCCCACCCCAAAAAGUUACAUUAGAGGGCAAAGCAAGUUAAACAAGAGGCAUGCAAAAUGGGUAGAGUACCUAGAGCAAUUUCCAUAUGUUAUCAAAUACAAAAAGGGAAAAACAAAUGUGGUAGCUGAUGCCCUCUUUAGGAGACACACAUUGUUUUGCUCCCUAGGAGCUCAAAUUUUAGGAUUUGAUAAUAUUAGGGACUUGUAUGCUUUAGAUGAACAUUUCUCUCCCAUUUAUGAGAGUUGUGGGAAAAAGGCCCAAGAUGGAUUCUAUUUGGCUGAGGGGUAUUUGUUCAAAGAGGGAAAACUUUGCAUACCCCAAGGAUCCAUUAGGAAAUUACUUGUGAAAGAGAGCCAUGAGGGUGGGCUCAUGGGCCACUUUGGGAUAGACAAG
Messenger RNA from Glycine soja, 1329 nucleotides. RefSeq lists its product as uncharacterized. The annotation marks the transcript as partial. NCBI's taxonomy places the organism in Eukaryota, Viridiplantae, Streptophyta, Magnoliopsida, Fabales, Fabaceae. The record is from RefSeq and is a predicted model, not a curated record. The transcript is spliced from 4 exons.